Ceratosolen solmsi marchali is the source of this 1548-nucleotide messenger RNA. It is a transcript of the gene Kr, whose product is annotated as krueppel. The record is from RefSeq and is a predicted model, not a curated record. Gene Ontology annotation, biological process: regulation of gene expression. Bases 1 to 1548 code for a protein of 515 amino acids. Gene Ontology annotation, cellular component: nucleus. Lineage: Eukaryota; Metazoa; Arthropoda; Insecta; Hymenoptera; Agaonidae. The transcript is spliced from 5 exons.
AUGGCACUGUCUUACAUGCAGGAGGUGAAGAUCACCGCAGGACUCUUGGCAGGUCACGGUCUGGGCAUGAAGCAAGAACCAUCGGAGAAACGGCUUCGCCGGCCGUCCUCACCGUCCCUCAACAACAACACAGCAGCCUCGGCGACGUCCCUGUUCUCGGGGAUGGGUGCAGCCGCCGCGGCCGCAGCCUCCCUAUCGAUGCUCACGCCCCAGCAGCUCCUCGCGGCGUCGCACAUGAGCCACGCGCUCAUGGCCGCGGGUAUCCCGGUGUCGCUCAACGCGAGCCUCGCGGCCACGAGUCCCAGCCUCUACAGGCAUCACCAGACGCUGUUCGGGGGUUGGGUACCGCCAUCGGCCGCCUCGCCGCCCCAUCCCUCCCCUGGUCCCGUCUCGCCGGCACUCAGCGCUAAGUCCGCCAGCGGCGACAGGAUAAACAAGAAGGCUCAGGCUAACUUGAGAAAGAGGGCGGCCAAGGUGGCCAAGAGUAAUCCUCACGAUGUUACGCAAAUCGAGGGCGCCUCUAGCCCACCCAGUUCCGCCAGCCCCGAGUCCGGCAAGGACGCCAGGGAUAAAGUUUUCACCUGCGGCGUCUGCUCCAGGUCCUUUGGCUACAAGCACGUGCUGCAGAAUCACGAGAGGACACACACCGGAGAAAAGCCAUUUAAAUGCCCCGAAUGUCACAAGAGAUUCACGCGCGAUCAUCACCUUAAGACGCAUAUGCGCCUGCACACGGGCGAGAAACCGUAUCACUGCAGCCACUGCGAUCGACAAUUCGUCCAGGUCGCGAAUCUUCGUCGGCACCUGCGCGUCCACACGGGCGAGCGUCCGUACGCCUGCGAGCUAUGCGCGGCCAAGUUCAGCGACUCGAACCAACUGAAGGCUCACCUCCUCAUCCACAAGAACGAAAAGCCAUUCAAGUGCGAGCACUGUCAGAUGCGCUUCCGUCGCAGGCACCACUUGGUCCAUCAUAAGUGCGGCGCAGGGGGCGGAAGCUCCGCGACCUCGACCAUUCUACCCGCGAGUCUCGUGAGCGCUCAGCUGGGCAGAGCGAUACACCCGGGCUCGCCCUCCCUCAUCUGCGGCGACGACCUCGAGGACGGUCUCGAUGUUGACGUCGACGUGGAGAUGGACGAGGACUCGCUGCUCGCCCGUCACAAGCAUAUUAGUGCCCCGAGUCUCAGGAGAGCCGCAGCCCCGGCCAUGCGCCAGUUGCCCUCACCCUCGGCCCUCGUUGGCGCCUCGCCCGUCCUUCCGCUCAAUCUCUCCGGCAUACCUGUCGACUUGCCGGAGCAAACCGAGCCCGAGGAUUUGUCCAUGUCCGGGACGCGGAUCCGGGAGCUGGGCUUCGGCCACCAUCAUCAGCACCAAAUACUCCUACAGAGGCCGCACUCUCACUCGCAUAGUAGCGGUGGCGGCUCGCCCAUGAGCCGUUCGCCAUGCAGCGACAUCGCCCACGAGGGUGAGGACCAGGAUGACGUAGAGGACUUGGAUGUUGCUAGAGCCAGCCCGAGCAGCUUGUUUGCACCGGAGGCGCACCGCGUCAGGUGA